CAUUUUUACUAAAAUUCAGAGGUGUCUUGUCUGGGAUCAGAAUCAGAAUAGGUUAUUGAAAAACGUUUUUAGUAACGUAAUGUACACUAUUUGCCUAGAAAUAAUUAAGCUUGGUAGAUACUCUCCAAAAAGGGCAUUAUCAACAUUAAAUAAGAGUAGGAUUUUACGCCGCAGUACUCGGUCGAAAAUGGAUGAAGAAUUAAAAAGUCGUGAGAAUCCGGUCGUGCUACGUCUUGAUUCGUCAGAAUUUCAGAACAUCUUUACCCCAGAAGUUAUAACAUUAAAGAAUAUCUUCGAUAAAUACAAAUAUGAAAUAAGAAUAGCUGGUGGUGCAGUAAGGGACCUCCUGAUAGGUCUAAAUCCAAAAGAUCUUGAUUUUGCAACAACAGCAACACCUCAACAGAUGAAAGAAAUGUUUACUUCCGAAAAUAUUAGAAUGAUUAACGCUAAUGGAGAGAGACAUGGUACCAUUACUGCUAGAAUUAAUGAUAAGGAAAGUUUUGAGGUGUCCACACUGAGGAUAGAUGUACUCACUGAUGGACGCCAUGCAGAAGUUGAAUUCACAACAGAUUGGAAACUUGAUGCUAACAGGAGAGACCUUACAAUUAAUUCUAUGUUUCUUGGUUUUGAUGGUUCAGUGUACGAUUAUUUCUUUGGCUACGAAGAUUUAAAAAAGCGAAGGAUUGUCUUUGUUGGUGACCCUGACAGAAGAGUUAAAGAGGAUUAUCUAAGAAUAAUGAGAUAUUUCCGUUUCUAUGGAAAAAUAGCAGAUAAACCUGACAACCAUGAGGAAAAUACUCUACGAGUUUUGAAAGACAAUGUAAUAGGCCUUCAAAACAUAUCUGGUGAAAGAAUUUGGGUGGAGUUGAAAAAGAUGUUGCAGGGUAACUUUGCUGGUAAUUUAUUGAAGACUAUGAUUGAUGUUGGUGUUGGAAAAUACAUAGGUUUACCAGUGUCUCCAAAUGUAGAGGAACUGGAUAGGCUGGUCAAAAGAACUGAACACCUUAGCUUGCAUCCAAUUUCCUAUUUGGCAGCACUCCUCAGAGAUCUGGAUGAUGUCACUGUUCUCUACAAUAGGCUCAAGUUUUCUGGUUAUGAUAGAGAUCUUGCAUACUUCUUGGUGGAACACAGGGGAGACAAGGAAGGCAGCAGACCAUUAUUGCCAUAUGAAAAAUUAGUAUUGAAUUCCAAAAUAAAACAAAAGGAUGCAAUUGAAUAUGUAAAGGAAGUAUUAAAAUACAGAGGAGAUAAACUCUUUGAUCAGUUCAAUGAAUGGGUAGUGCCGAGGUUCCCAAUUAGUGGCAAAGUUUUAAAAGAAGCAGGAGUCCCACCUGGAAAAAUGUAUGGGCCUAUCAUUAGUAAAAUCAAGGAUAUAUGGAUUGAAAGUAAUUAUAAACUAGCAGAAGAAGAGUUAAUUAAAUACAUCCCAGGCAUUAUAGAGGAAUUUGAUAAAAAUAAAGUGAAAGCAUAAAAUAUUAAAAUGUUUCAUUACUUAUUUAUUAUAUUGGAUUAUAUUACAUCUGUAAUGAUUGUAUAAAUAGGUGCAUUUAAGUAAAUAAUACUUUCAAACAUUUUUAUUAUUUGGGGGUUUAUAUGGUUCAUAUCUAUCACAGCCAUCAUCAUCAUCCUUGUGGUCUAAAAAGCAUCUCUUGCAAAACAGAUACCGGCAUCCAAGGCACCUCAUCCUAGCAUCUUCAUUGCAAAUCUCACAAAAUGGUAGUUCAUCACAUGGGGGAAUCUCAUCUUCUAAAGUUGUCUCUUUCUUAAUCUGCAAAAGGAUUUAAGUUUUUUGGAGUGAGAGCUUUGAAUACACUCCAAUAAGGUUUUAGUCUUGUUGGAGUGGCAGACUGAUGCAUUAUAGAGUACAUACUUGUAAAACAAGUUUUGUCCUACCAAACGUUUUUUUAUAUACCUUUUCAAUAAUUUUUUUGACAGUAGCUUCCUCAUCCUCUGAUUCAUCACUUUUCUCUUCAGGUUUGCUGUGUGUUGCUGGAGCAGGUUCUGAUCCUUUAAGUUUUUGUACCCGAGACUCAAUACUGCUGAUAAUUCCAUCAAAUUCAUCUUGGUACUUAGUAUCUAUGCCAGUUUGUUCUAUGUAUUGUUUUACUAAGUCAUCUGCUUGCUCUUGCUCUGUUCUUGUGUCAAGUGGUGGUAAUGUGGGCUGAA
Molecule: messenger RNA, 2166 nt
Organism: Spodoptera exigua (beet armyworm)
Lineage: Eukaryota; Metazoa; Arthropoda; Insecta; Lepidoptera; Noctuidae
Source: the annotation of a GenBank genome assembly